AUGCCCGCCUCACUCAUCUUCAUCACCGGAGCCACCGGCUUCAUCGGCUCUCAGAUUGCAUCUUCCGUCUUAAAAGCAGGCUACCGCGUCCGACUGAGCGUUCGCCGUGAAGAACAGAUUCAGAAGCUCCAAGAAGCUUUUCCAACAUUCGCAGACCAGCUUCAGUUCAUUCUCAUCCCCGAUUUCACAAAGACAAAUGCGUUUGCCGAUGCUGUCGUCGGCGUGGACUAUGUGAUCCACGUAGCAUCGCCCAUGGUAGGCCAGGGCGCGGACUUCCAAGAGGGCUACAUCAAUCCUGCCGUCCAGGGCACGCUCUCGGUUCUUGACGCCGCCAAGGCGACGCCGUCCGUCAAGAGGGUCUUGAUCACGUCUUCCAUCCUCGCGUUGCUACCUUUGGAAGCUCUCUUCUCAAUGGCUGGCGACGGCCUAGUCGUUCGAGAGCGCGCUGGUAUUGAUCUUCCUGUUGACGUCAACAUGGAGUUUCCCGAAGGCCUCCCAGGACACACCAUGAAAUACCAAGGCUCCAAGAUCCUCGCGCACCAAGCAACGGAAGACUGGGUCAAAAAGAACAACCCCUCUUUCAAAGUCCUGACUCUCCACCCCAGCUUCGUAACAGGACCAAGCCUCCUCCAGAAGAAGGCCGAAGAGAUCGACAGCAUCAACUAUCUCUUCCUCGACGCCGUCCGCACCGGCAACAUCACCUUCCCUCCCGUGCUAGUCGACGUCAGGGACGUCGCCGAGGCCUUUUACCGCGCGCUGACGGCGCCCGUCCCGGCGGACUUCCAGGAAUUCGUCGUCUCCGGCGUCACGACAUCGUGGAACGAGAUUGCGGAGGUGGUGCAGAAACUCUAUCCCGCCGCCGACUACAAGCUUAAACCCCCGGUCGAGGGUGCGCCGACCAUGAGCGCGGUGACCAAAGCGGCGGACGAGAUUCUUGGGAUGAAGUGGAAAUCUUUAGAGGACCUCAUCCGCGGUGUCGUUGAUGUCCAACUCGCCUUUAAAGCUUGA
This is a messenger RNA of Colletotrichum gloeosporioides, 1008 nucleotides long. RefSeq lists its product as uncharacterized. Lineage: Eukaryota; Fungi; Ascomycota; Sordariomycetes; Glomerellales; Glomerellaceae. The transcript has 2 exons. The coding region runs from base 1 to 1008 and encodes 335 amino acids. Gene Ontology annotation, molecular function: oxidoreductase activity, acting on the CH-OH group of donors, NAD or NADP as acceptor. The record is from RefSeq and is a predicted model, not a curated record.